Molecule: messenger RNA, 933 nt
Organism: Gilbertella persicaria
Lineage: Eukaryota; Fungi; Mucoromycota; Mucoromycetes; Mucorales; Choanephoraceae
Product: fatty acid elongase
Exons: 3
Coding region: 1-933 (310 amino acids)
Biological process (GO): fatty acid elongation, monounsaturated fatty acid; fatty acid elongation, polyunsaturated fatty acid; sphingolipid biosynthetic process
Cellular component (GO): endoplasmic reticulum membrane
Molecular function (GO): fatty acid elongase activity
Source: RefSeq, a predicted model, not a curated record
AUGACAAAGCUUACAUUUGAUUUUAAGCCAGAAACGCCUUUUGGGAUAUAUCUCUAUCCAUAUUUUGAGAGAAUCUAUACGCUUCUUACAGGCAAGAGAGCGAGUUCAUUUCGCUUCUUUUCCAGUAAAACACCCUUGAAUAGAGAUAAAGAAGUGAUUAUCACUUGUGUUGCUUAUUGUAUCAUUAUCUUUGGUGGUCAAUGGAUCAUGAAGAACCGUCCAGCCUUCAGAUUACAGAAACUAUUUCAGAUCCAUAAUGCAUUGUUGACUGUUGUUUCCGGUGCAUUGUUGGUAUUGAUUAUCGAGCAGAUAUUUCCAAAGCUCUAUCACCAUGGAUUUUUGUAUGCUAUCUGCUCUUCAAGCAAUUGGACUCAACCGUUGGAGCUAUUGUAUUACUUGAAUUAUUUAGUCAAGUAUUGGGAAUUACUGGACACUGUCUUCCUGGUCUUGAAAAAGAAGAAAUUAGAGUUCUUACAUUAUUAUCAUCAUAGCCUCACGCUGGCAUUAUGCUAUAGCCAAUUGAAAGGCCAAACUACUGUCUCAUGGGUUCCCAUUACACUGAAUCUGUUUGUCCAUGUCUUGAUGUAUUAUUACUACUUUCGUACUGCUGCUGGUGCCAGAAUCUGGUGGAAAAAGUACUUGACAACACUUCAGAUCACUCAAUUCAUUAUUGAUCUCUGCGUUGUUUAUUUCUGUACCUAUACGUACUUUAGUUAUACAUACUUGCCAUGGUUUCCUGACUGGGGAAGUUGUCAUGGUACUGAAUCCUCUGCCUUGUUUGGUUGUGGACUUUUGUCGUCUUAUUUACUCUUGUUCAUCACUUUUUACCGUUCUACUUAUAAGAACAAAAGAAGAGAAGUUGCUGACCCACAACAAACACCUACGCCUGUUGCUUCAACGAGUACAAGACAAAAGAAAUCUAAAAAGCUUUAA